This is a messenger RNA of Musca vetustissima, 2611 nucleotides long. Its product is annotated as proton channel OtopLc-like. Gene Ontology annotation, cellular component: membrane. Gene Ontology annotation, molecular function: proton channel activity. Lineage: Eukaryota; Metazoa; Arthropoda; Insecta; Diptera; Muscidae. The transcript has 7 exons. Gene Ontology annotation, biological process: proton transmembrane transport. The record is from RefSeq and is a predicted model, not a curated record. The annotation marks the transcript as partial.
AGGGUCGUUUAUUCACUAAAACCAAAUUCGAAUAGCCGCAGUUAUUUACCGGCAAAUAUAACCGUACAUGGCACAUAUCACACCAAUAUCAUUACCGGACCAAUUGAAUUAUGGACAUCGCUGUUCAUUGUUACCAGCUUGGUUUAUGCCAUCAUAUUGAUUGUCGUUUGCAUCGCUUACGUUAUAAGCGAUGUGACAACACAUCGUCUACCCGUGCUAUACUAUGAAAGCUUCUUUACGUAUUUGUAUGGUGUCAGCAUACUCUUCCUACUCUAUGUCUUCUGUUUUCUGUUACAGGAAAGUUCCUGUUGCAAUGGCGGCAACAAUCAACCGAAAUCUCCUAAAAAAGAAAAGAAAUCUAAAAAGAGCAAGGAAAAGGAUCCAGCCGAUUCGAAAGAUGCGAAAGGUGCCAAGGAUUCCGGCAAGAGUAAAGCUAGUCCUUAUCAGGACUCUCAAGCUGAUGCUGAAGUUGCAGUAACACCAAAAAAUUCACGCAAACGUAAAACAACCCACAGUGAUUUGACACAUGGCAGUUUCUUUUUACGUGUCGGGGCUAUUGCUUUUGGUUUGGGUGCCAUGAUUUAUAUUGGCUUGGAAUUUGGCUCGUUCUUUGAAAUACCCUUCGAUUCACCCUGCCAUCACAUUUUGAUUGGCGUCAAUCCACUGUUGCAGAUGAUCUUUACCUUUAUGCAAAUGUAUUUCAUCUUUAUGAAUGCCAGAUUAAAUAUCCACCGUUUCAAGGUUAUUGCCCGUUUUGGUCUAAUGCAUGUGGUAGCCACCAAUAUCUGUGUCUGGAUACGUACCCUGGUCAAGGAGUCUUUGCUUGAAAUCACUCUCUAUCAUCAACGUCGUGAUCCCGAUCCCAAUGAAUCUUCAAUUGGCCAAUCGAUUCGCCAACAUGCCCUGCGUCAUGCCGGCACUGUGUUGCGCACCCAUUAUGGACCCAAUGAAGAAUUCGAAGUCUUGGAUGGUGAAGAUCUUUUGCCUAAGGAUGCAUACACCACCAAUGGUGUCCUGUCGAAAAUGUUGGCCAAAACUGUGGAUGGUAUUUCCAAAACAUUGGGUAUGGGCUCAAAUGAGGUGGCCGACCCCACGACAAGUACCACUACCACCACCACAACUACAACAAUGAGACCGGCAUUUACCACACCCUAUCAAUGGCAAAGCACUACUGUGGCACGCAAGUUGAAGAAGUUUAUCACUAGUACCACGGCGGCGGCAACCAUGGGCACAUCGUCUUCAACACCCAGCACGACGACAACAACUUCAACAUCUACGACCACAACAACCACCGCGUUGCCAGCCACCUCACCAUUGGCGACAACAACGACCACAGAAUUACCCUUUAACAGUUACCAGCAGAAUUUGUACUCCUCCACCGGUUCUCCAUUAGCUGCUGCAGUAGAACAUUUGGCCUCCUCCCCAACCACCACCACAGCCGCGGCUGAGACCACCGCCUCUGCGUUUGAUACCUCUAGUGUAGCCUCCAGUGUAGCAUCAUUUUUCUCAUCUCUCAUGUCAAGCACCCCAUCAUCACCCAUCACCUCAACCACCACCACAAACAUUCCCAUCUCCACUACCACCACCACCACUGCAUCAUCCUUGGCCGACAAGACCACCGAAAGUUCAUUGGGAUUCAUUAACAAUCUCAUGGAAAAUAGUUACCAAACCUUCUCCGGUAUUUCCCAUCCUGAGGCAGCCAGCAUUGUGGCCUUUGAGAAUUUCGAAAACCUAGACAACAUCUACCCGGCAGCCCUGUCCUCCAAUGUGGGCACCCUGAAUUCCACCGCCUGCGGUCGUGUCGAUAUCAUGGGUACCAUUGUAUACGAUUCGGCUCCCUAUUUGUAUCCCUUCAUCAUUGAGUAUUCCCUGAUUGGUGCCGUUGUCCUCUAUGUCAUGUGGAAACACAUUGGCCGCUAUCCCGGACGCAUGAACGACGAUGAUUUGGAACAUCGCCUGGAAGUGAUGCUAUCACGACGGGCUGUGGCCAUGGCUCAACAGGCACGUUCCGGUCGUGUGGACUGUGUCGGCUCCUCGAAAGGUUUAUUCUUUGGUCUAUUGUUGUUGGUGGGUGCUUUGAUAUGUUUGAUACUCUUCUUCGUCUUGGUGCGUCAUCAGCAGUUCUCGUUGCUGGCCAUUUAUUUGGCCGAUGCCAGUCAUUGUAUAUUAAUGGUAUUUGCCAUUUUGGCCAUAAUUAUUGGAUUUAUAAGAGUUAAAAAUCUGAAAUUCCGUUGUGAGGAACAAUCCAACUUGAAUGACAUCCUUUUGCGUAUCUCUGCUUUCGGUCUAUUCACCUAUUCCGUAUUCUCCGUCAUCUCGGGCAGUCUUAAAGUUUUGGAACAUGAACCCAGCCUUUUGGUUACCACCACCAGUGCUGUUGCUGUCCUUCAAGUCAUUUUACAGCUGCUGUUCAUUGCCGAUGUUUCUCGUCGUCGUGUCCAUUUACCCGAACAUGAUCGCAGCAAACCGGGUCGUCAAAUUGUCACCUUCUUGUUGAUCUGCAAUGUGGCCAUGUUCGCCAUUUACACAUUUGAUGCUCAAAAAGUAUACGCCAAUCCCGUAAGUAGAUAUGUACGUGAGCAAUAUUCGGCUAUAAUGGAGAUAUACGUAU